AUGGGACUUAUAUCAAGGUUUCUAUCGGAAUGUCCGGAAGCUGCUUUAAGUGUACACAAGUUCCUGCAGACAAAUUAUUCUAAGUCAAAUCAGCAACAACAAAUCGUGCAACCAGUGAAUUCUACUCCUAAGCGUGGACAUCCUCUCGAUGAAAGUGGAGGCUCGAUCAACAAUGGAAGAGGUCGUCGUAGAUAUCCUCGAAAAGGCAUUGACAACAAUGCACAAAAGCAUUCGCAUAAUGUACACCAAGAAAUUAAUUUACAACCACAGCAACCAUCGUCUCCAAUGUUGUCAGGUGAAAGACAACAUCAAGAGAUAAAUCAUGCUACUAAGAAUCGUAAACGAAUUUCUUUUAAUCAACUGAAGCACGCGGUAUCUUCUAAUCUACCAUGUUUUUUUAAUGAAUUCACCUCGGAUGCUGAUCGUAAUAGUAUUCCAACAGCUCUUCAUGCGAGUGAUCUUAUACUUAAAGAAUUGUAA
Messenger RNA from Rotaria sp. Silwood2, 480 nucleotides. The record is from the annotation of a GenBank genome assembly. NCBI's taxonomy places the organism in Eukaryota, Metazoa, Rotifera, Eurotatoria, Philodinida, Philodinidae.